AUGGCUGCGGCUGCCUGUCCUGUUGCGUGCAUCACACAUGGCUUGGAGAAGCAGCUGGCAUUCCUCGACGCGGCUGCUGCUGCUGGCGCUGCCUCCACAGGAGCACCUACGGAUGCUGAAGGCCUUAUUGCUGCUUUGCAUGCGGAGGGAGAGGUGGUUCUCUCACAGGAACCACAACACAUCGCGCCUCCUCCUGCAGCAGAUCCGCAACUUCAACACGGCCCCCCCCAGCUGCAGCCUAUCCAGCAGCAAAUGCGUCCUCACGCGUGGCAACAGCAACAACACGCAGUGCAGCUACAGCCCAUGCAACACGCUUGGCAGCAGUCACCCCAACAGGAGGCUCCACAGCAGGAACUACACUACCCCGUCACAGCUGUAUCCACACCUGAUGUCAAAGAGGCACCUGUUGCCGCCCCUGUAGGCCCCUCUUUAUCAGCUGUUGCCUCGCAGUCAUCAGCAUCAGUCGCAGGAGGGGAUGCCGCUGUUGCAGUAUGGGAAAAAGGCGCACCAAGAGAAGGAGAAGCGUUAGAGGCAAGGCGAUGGAAAGCCAUGGAGACAGACGCACGAAAGGAGACAGCAGGACGAGACGGCCGCCCCUUACAGUUGCCUUUUAGGUUGUUGCUUAAACAUGCUGAUUGA
Molecule: messenger RNA, 639 nt
Organism: Cyclospora cayetanensis
Lineage: Eukaryota; Apicomplexa; Conoidasida; Eucoccidiorida; Eimeriidae
Exons: 5
Coding region: 1-639 (212 amino acids)
Source: RefSeq, a predicted model, not a curated record